Cuculus canorus (common cuckoo) is the source of this 4870-nucleotide messenger RNA. Its product is annotated as protein argonaute-4. The transcript is spliced from 18 exons. The coding region runs from base 404 to 2989 and encodes 861 amino acids. Gene Ontology annotation, molecular function: RNA binding; protein binding. The record is from RefSeq and is a predicted model, not a curated record. NCBI's taxonomy places the organism in Eukaryota, Metazoa, Chordata, Aves, Cuculiformes, Cuculidae.
GAGCGGGCGCGCGCGCGAAAGAGCCGGCGGCGGCGGCGCCGGGCAGCGUGGAGCGGGCGCGCCUUCCUCCUUCUCCUUUUCCUCUUCUUCCUCCUCCUCGUCCUCCUCGGGGGGCGGCGGGAGCGCGCACGCCGGGUCGUGCUCAGCCUCAGCGGCGCCGCAGAGCGGAGAUUGUUUGCGCCGCCGCUCCGGGAGGGGAAAGGAGGAGAAGGAGGAGGAGAAGCGGGGGGGUUGGAAGCGAAGCACCGGGACCGCUCCCCGCUGCUUCUUCCUCUUCUUCUUCCUCCUCCUCCUCCUCGCCGUUCCCACCCCCGCAGCCAAUAUUCCCGAGAUCAAGCGCUACGCGGCGGGGCCGGCGGCGGGGCCCGGGGCGGGCGGCGGGGAUCGCAGCGAGGCCGCCGCGAUGGAAGCGCUGGGACCCGGGCCCCCGGCAAGCCUUUUCCAGCCACCCCGUCGCCCAGGCCUGGGAACCGUUGGGAAACCCAUCCGCCUCCUGGCCAAUCAUUUCCAGGUUCAGAUCCCCAAGAUCGAUGUUUAUCACUAUGACGUAGAUAUCAAACCAGAAAAGCGCCCCCGAAGAGUGAACAGAGAGGUGGUGGAUACUAUGGUGAGACACUUCAAGAUGCAGAUAUUUGGUGAUCGACAGCCUGGAUACGAUGGGAAACGGAACAUGUACACUGCACACCCGUUACCUAUUGGCCGGGACAGAGUGGACAUGGAGGUGACGCUUCCAGGAGAGGGGAAGGACCAGACGUUUAAAGUAUCCAUCCAGUGGGUGUCAGUUGUCAGCCUUCAGCUGCUGCUGGAGGCUCUGGCAGGGCACUUGAAUGAAGUUCCCGAAGAUUCUGUACAGGCACUUGAUGUAAUCACACGGCACCUUCCCUCCAUGAGGUACACACCUGUGGGUCGCUCCUUCUUCUCUCCCCCUGAAGGUUAUUACCACCCACUGGGAGGUGGCAGGGAGGUCUGGUUCGGUUUCCACCAGUCGGUCCGGCCUGCCAUGUGGAACAUGAUGCUCAACAUUGAUGUAUCAGCAACUGCUUUCUAUCGUGCCCAGCCUAUCAUUGAGUUCAUGUGUGAGGUCUUGGACAUUCAGAACAUCAAUGAACAAACCAAGCCUCUGACGGACUCCCAGCGUGUCAAGUUUACCAAAGAAAUCAGAGGUCUAAAAGUAGAGGUUACCCAUUGUGGCCAGAUGAAGAGAAAAUAUCGGGUUUGCAAUGUUACUCGGCGACCAGCCAGUCAUCAGACGUUUCCUCUGCAGCUGGAAAAUGGGCAGGCCAUGGAGUGUACAGUAGCUCAGUAUUUUAAGCAAAAGUACAGUCUGCAGCUAAAAUACCCGCACCUUCCCUGUCUCCAAGUCGGACAGGAACAGAAGCACACGUACUUACCGCUCGAGGUCUGUAACAUCGUGGCCGGCCAGCGGUGCAUCAAGAAGCUAACGGACAAUCAGACAUCAACCAUGAUAAAGGCAACCGCAAGGUCCGCACCGGACCGACAGGAAGAAAUCAGCAGACUCGUAAAAAGCAACAGUAUGGUUGGUGGGCCUGAUCCAUAUCUGAAGGAAUUCGGUAUCGUUGUCCACAAUGAAAUGACGGAGCUGACAGGCAGAGUUUUGCCAGCACCGAUGCUGCAAUACGGAGGCAGGAACAAGACCGUGGCCACACCAAACCAAGGUGUGUGGGACAUGAGAGGGAAACAGUUCUAUGCUGGCAUUGAGAUUAAAGUUUGGGCUGUUGCCUGUUUUGCUCCUCAAAAACAGUGCAGGGAAGACUUACUAAAGAGUUUCACAGACCAGCUGCGCAAGAUCUCCAAGGACGCAGGGAUGCCGAUCCAAGGCCAGCCCUGCUUCUGCAAAUACGCCCAGGGUGCAGACAGCGUGGAGCCCAUGUUUAAACACUUAAAACUGACUUAUGUUGGUCUGCAGUUGAUCGUGGUGAUUCUGCCUGGAAAAACGCCCGUGUACGCUGAAGUUAAGCGGGUUGGAGACACACUUCUAGGAAUGGCUACUCAGUGCGUUCAGGUAAAGAAUGUGGUAAAGACCUCACCACAAACUCUGUCCAACCUGUGUCUGAAGAUAAACGCAAAGCUUGGAGGAAUCAACAAUGUGCUCGUACCUCAUCAAAGGCCCUCAGUGUUCCAGCAGCCAGUGAUCUUCCUGGGAGCCGAUGUCACUCACCCUCCUGCCGGGGAUGGAAAGAAGCCUUCCAUAGCUGCUGUGGUGGGCAGCAUGGACGGCCAUCCAAGCCGCUACUGCGCCACGGUGCGCGUGCAGACCUCCCGUCAGGAGACCUCCCAGGAGCUGCUCUACAGCCAGGAGGUGAUACAGGACCUGACGAACAUGGUGCGAGAACUGUUGAUCCAGUUUUACAAAUCCACUCGUUUCAAGCCCACGCGGAUUAUUUACUACAGAGGGGGAGUAUCAGAAGGGCAGAUGAAGCAGGUAGCUUGGCCAGAACUGAUAGCGAUCCGGAAGGCCUGUAUUAGUUUGGAAGAAGAUUAUAGACCGGGGAUAACCUACAUCGUUGUGCAGAAAAGGCAUCACACCAGACUAUUCUGUGCUGACAAAACUGAAAGGGUGGGUAAGAGCGGCAACGUACCAGCAGGCACGACUGUGGACAGCACAAUCACACAUCCUUCUGAAUUUGACUUUUACCUCUGUAGCCAUGCAGGAAUUCAGGGAACCAGCCGGCCCUCCCACUACCAGGUCUUGUGGGAUGACAACUGUUUCACCGCAGACGAACUACAGCUGCUGACCUAUCAGCUGUGUCACACCUACGUCCGCUGUACGCGAUCUGUCUCCAUUCCAGCUCCUGCGUACUACGCCAGGCUGGUAGCGUUUAGGGCCAGGUACCAUCUUGUGGACAAGGAUCAUGACAGCGCGGAAGGCAGCCACGUGUCAGGACAGAGCAACGGCCGUGAUCCUCAGGCGCUGGCGAAGGCAGUGCAGAUCCACCACGAUACUCAGCAUACGAUGUAUUUUGCUUGAGAGCAUCUGGGAAGAUGAGGCAAAACCAACAACCCAUGCAGUCCUGAAACGUUUGGAAUGCCUACCGCUGUCACUAGGGCCCACGGUAUUUCAGACUGCCUGCUACCAGCAGCUCCGACAGUCGCACUGAACCUGUGCUUCACAGCAAUGUCUGAUGCACCAACACAAUUGAGCCAUUUGUUUCAUUGUUUUACGUAGUAGAGAUUCACAGACUGUCUUUUCUGAUGCAUUGGACUGAAUUUUUACCUCAAAGCGCAAAAGGCCGAUCAUCCUGAAAUUUUUAAAGGACUUGGCACGCAAGGUUUCUAUUGAAUAUUUUGCUAGCUGUCAUUUUUAAGUUCUCUUCUCAUCCCAUUAGUUCCUCGUGACGACCGAUUCCCCGUCUUCAUGCCCUGCUUAGUGAGUACGUGUAUGAUGGCAAAACGUUUUAUUCUGGUUCAAUGUAAUCGUUCUAUCGUGUGGGGCCAUAGAUUUUUUUAAUGGAGAUUUUAGACUUCACAACUGUAAAUGCCUUUUAACAAACAUAACUUUCACAGGUAUUGCAGUUUUUGUCAGUUUGACUAAUUCUCUUUUUAAUCUCUGCAGACUUCGGCUGCGAAGCAAUUGCACUAUACUGCGAGUUCAGAUCGGUGGUUCUUGUUCUGUGAAUGUGUAAUAUAACCAGAUAGUGAUGCCUGUCAGUAGAUUUUAAUUGUAAUGGUUACAAAUAAUACUGCCAUGGUAUCGUAACAAGUACUGAACCAUCAUUUCCCCCUCUAAAAACGAUAAAAAACAACAAAAAAAAAAUUAGCUUUUAGGUAUUUUGCAGACUUUUACAAAAGUGCCCACUUUAUGCUGCUGUGUGGUUUGAUAAAUCUAAGUGAUUUUAAAACUUUUUUCUCAUAAGAGGGUUUAACUUUGGCAAUAAAUAUUUGGUUUUUUAAGCCCCCUGACAGUGUAAUUUUCUAGCUGAGGGUUGUGCAUGAGUUUAACCAACGUUCUCGUGUCAUUUUCGGAACACACAAUUUGGCAGUUUCUGAAGCUAAUUAGAAAAGACGCACUUCCAUGCUUUUUUUAAGGCUUAUUUUUAACUGUUUUAUAUUCACUGUUGGUGUCCUGUCUACGACAUUUUUAUAAGCUUGGAAACUGGGUGUUAUGUGUAGGAACGGCUUGCCAAUCUGUACGGUCUAAAUGUAUUGUGUGACAGGCAACCUAAGGACUUGUACCAGCAUUUUAAACUCUUUUUUUCCUUUUUUCCCCCCCUGGGACUCUAGGUUGCGCACACAACUGCAUUGGGCAGCAUGUUUAACCCGCGUGAGUCUCGUACUGACCCUUUCCCAGCCUAGGAAUUAGGGUUUUUUAAUCUGCUUGGCUUUUUUUUCAGCUGCAACGUGUAAUAAAGGAGAGGGGCUUGGUGUCACGGAAUACUCUUAGAAUCCACAAAUUCGGUAAAUCCAGAUUCUUCUUAGUGCUAACGUGAGGUAGCGCAGAUUAAAAGCUUGUUCCCAAACCGAGCGGAGCGGUUCGAGAAGGCCAGCGAUUGCACUGUGGUCUGGCGUGGGCUUUGCUCCUCCGCUCUCUGCUGUUCCAAAGCUUAGGAACCAACCCCUUGGACAUUUCAGCAAUAGGAAAUGCUGUUUCCUUCAGUCUUUAAGCUUGUGAAUAACUCAAAGUUUACAUUUCUCAAUGCUGUUGUUUCAGUUGUACCGGAGUACGCUGAACGUAGUCUUCAGAUAGAUUUAUAACCUCCUUUCAAGCAGGAUGUCUCAUUAAAUUAAGUUUAAACUUCUUUCUUUUCUGUUGAAAGCAGGACUGCAGCGAGCUCCGCUCCUGGCGCGGGCUGUGGGCAGGGUUAGAGUGAGAAAAAAAACAGAUUCCUUUUAGUUUAUUUAGUUUUUUUUU